GCCCACACUAGUGUUGAAGAUCAUUUUUUAUUUUAUGAACCGAAGCGCUGAAAGACAGUAUCAACAACCAGUAUUAAGUUAGGAGAGGUCAUCCAUCGACUUGAGGUCACAUGCAUGCAUAAUUCUCGGAAACCGUCAAGACAGCCCGAGGAGAAGUAUUCGUUUCUGUCCUGCCAGGUUGUUUGAGAAGAUUAGAUAGCAACUUACCUUGUGGAGAUCAACUGUAGCUACAAGCAGGAUACCAAAUAUCUCUUGACUGAUGGUCUCUGGUGCUUCUGCACAUGCGCUGAUGUUUAUUGAUCAUCUUGCUGCUCAAGAACACUGAGUCUUCAGUUUUCUCUUUGAACAACAUAUUUCUUCUGCGUCUUUCGCGUCCACUUUCAAUUGAUCGAAUUCUACUUUAUCGAAGUGCCCCAUAUUUUUCUUUGUCUUCACUGCAAUGUGCUCCUUUUGUCGGCUUGAGCUUCACUCUUGGCUGCAGACAAUGGAAGAGAGAACUGAAUAAAAUAUUAAUGACAUCUUGUAAGAAAAGUGCCCACGAUUUUAUCUGCGUCACGGGACUUCACUGAUGUCAACUAAUGAUCAAAGAAAUCAAAUACAAUUAAAAGUUUCGAAAGCAGUCAUUGAGGACACUGUUAAAGUAGUAAAGAAGAACUGGAUUGUUGUGGAUAUGACAGUAUUCUUUAUUAUGGAUAUGCAUGGAGGCAAAGAAUGCUGUUCCGUUGUGUACACUGCAGAGAAAUAAGGUGUUCAGUUAGAAAGACAUUUAAUUCCUACUAAAAUAAAUGUUUCCGAACCUUACACAACAGCACCUUUUUGGGUAAAAAGACGAAUAACUGAUGCAUGUAACAGUUAUAUGACUAUGUACAGGCUACCAAUAACCGUGUACUACAUAAGUAUAUUUUUCAAAUGGUAUAGCCUUUUAAUAUUCCCAGUGAAAUAGUACAUGACAUCACGCAUACAAAUAAAAUGCUUGCACACGCACACAUAUCACCAUCACCCAUUUAUGUGACAAUCUGUACAAACAGAAUAAGGAAAUGAUUUCUUACGAGAUAAAUAUUCAUUUUUGCGCUCCAAGGAAAAAUAGAACCUCACGUAUGGAUCUUUUAGUCGUCUCUCUUUUUCUUUCACAGCGAUGAUUAAUAAAGUAAAAAUCGAGCCUAUGAUUGAUAAUUUAUGAUUUAUGUAUCAGCUGCUUUGGAAGAAAAGGUUUAUUUCUAAAGAGGCAUGUAAACAGUUUUGGAAACAAGUUUUUGUACACCGUGGUCAUUUGCCUCAUACAAAGCAAAAGAUAUUUCUUUUUUAUGAAUACUUACGACUUUGUGCAAGUGUGAGUGCAUAUAUAUAUAUAUAUGGGCCACAUAUAUGAAGCCAUUAACAUGGUCUUCCAACAUUGAAAUACACCUUUUGGUUCAAUCACAUACAAAAUAUUAAGAAACGCACAAUCAAAUAUCAACUUUCGCUCAAGCACGAAAGAAAUUCAACAAUUUUAACAAAAUGGAAGAUAGUAAUUUUCUUUUUAAAGUUUAUCUAUCUUAUCAUCAACAAAUAAAGAUGAAAGAUAAAGAUAAAUGGGUGUGUGUUAAAGAGAGAGAAAGAAAGCGAUACUUCGUGUGCACUCUAUUCUGUAUUCGCCGACCCCUUUCUCUGUCCCUUCGAUACCUACCAGACAUUAAGUGUAUUAAUAAAAGUGUCUUGAAUUUUUGCCCUCAUUUCUUUUAUUUCCUUUACCUUUAAUCCUUCUAAAGAUUGCGCUUAGAUAAUUGCAUGAUGUCCAUAAAGUGAAAGUGAACUUGCUACAGCCAUUGAAGCAAAGCCUCUAACACAUUGCCUUUGGAUGGCAAACAUUGGGCAUGGGAGAAUUAAUGAUCCAAACAUCAUGGACGUUCUGCCUGACCACGCUCAUUCACCCUCGCUUUGUGGGUCGUCUAUACAGCUUUGCCUUUUACUGUGCGGAUUUUAUCGGUUUGAUAAUUAUAUCCCAUUUUCGCUUUCUGGUUUUAUGACCGCUGGCUAUAAACGAAAUCUGCAGUUUAAUACAAAUAACGGUCUGGUAUACCUGCCGUUACCUGCAUUGAAAGGUUCUUUCAAUCGCGUAUGUGGUAAAGAGGCUUGCAAAGCAAAUAAUAUUAAAUGGAAACAAGAAAGAAGGGAUUUUUUAAAAUGACAAAAUGACCACCGCACAUUUGGUGAGGACAAGAAUCUCCCGUCCAUCCUCAGAAAGACACGACGCAUGCGCCGAAGUCCCGCAAAGUGUUAGUCGAGAAACACUUCUUCGGAGUGCUGCUGCUGAAUUUGAGCCGUUCUUCAGAAGGUAAGUUAAAAUGUUCUGGGAUUAAUAUGGUAGUAUCACCCAUAGGGUACUUUUAAAAUUUUAAGUCUUUGUUCCAAUAUAAGCUUAGAUGCUUGCCAGUUCUCCUUGUCAUCAUCUAUCAGAAUAUUAUCCUUCUCUUGUAUUUGUAAGCAAAAUAUGGAUUCUAAUUCUUUACCGUGACUGAUACCUCAUGUUGUGUGUUGUGUGCAACACUUCGCAAGACAGGUAAUAUCGUUAUUUGCUGAGUUUAGAUCAAAAUUAUUUUUAGUUAUAUCUGCAAAGUACUGUCUGGAGACGAUAUAGCAUUGUAUGCCACUAAUUAUUGUCAUCUUACACACUCGAGUUGACAAGUAUGACUACAAACAUCAGACAUUAUUGUGGAUGUUGAUAAUAAUUGCUUUUAAACCAAGAAAAAUUUGUAAAGCUAAGUAAAGGGAGAAAUGUAUAUAAGCAAACUCGGAAAGAAAAAAAGACAGUAGAACCUGGCAAACAAAAUAUUAUGGAUCUGCGAUCUAGGGACGGGAGGAAGACAAAAUUGAGACGCCACAAACAGCCAUUUCUUAGUUGUGAACAAGAAACCAAAGGUAGAAAGUAGUGCCCUAAACUGCUUCAGAUUUGUGACUAAUAACUUAUUUAUAUUGUAAACUUUUGUUCCAUGUUUUUAACAAAAAUCGCGACUUUUGUAAAUAUCGCUUCAAAGAAUUAUUUUAUAGCACUAAUCAACCUAAUUUGUCAAUGUCGUGCUCUCUUCGCUUUUGACUGUUUGAUAUCUUAUUCUCAUCAAAUUUUUUUUUCAGAUCAUGUGUCGUGUGACCAUUAUGUGUGCUGCGAUGAUUCUUUCAUUUCUUUGGGUGGCAUCACACGCAGGCCUGGCCUUGGCAAAGUACAAGACUUUCGAGAAAGCUAGCGAGCAGUCAUUGCCUGAACCGGAAAUGACGUUAUCGGCACGGUCAGUGAUCCACUGCGCCAUCAAGUGCAAGCAAUACCCACACUGCACCGUGUUUGCUUACAACCAUCAGCUUUCAUUGUGUUUACUCCGCUCUGCCAUGUCGGCAACAGCAGGUGCUACCAGCAACAACAAUAACAAACAAUUAUCGGUGUACACUGACACAGGUUUACACUGUCCAGACACCAUACUUCAGGUCAGUAACGGCUCAGUGACGAUUCAGCGGUCGCUGUUGUCGGUAGAAGGAAACAUCACAUGUGACAACGACUACUUUCUCCUGAAAACUGUGAUCACGUGUAUGGAUGAUGGAAAUUGGACGUCCAUCGCUGCUCAGUGUGAGAAGAGUGUCUGGAGAUACCCCGAGACAAGGAUGAAUGCUAGCCAAGUCAUCAUUGCCAUACCUGGGACAGUGGUGGAAGGCUGGUCAAUGUGUGUGGAAGGCGUUCCAACAAACAAGUCUAAAAUUGAUAUCCAGAUAUAUCAAGGAUAUAACAACAAUCGCACGGUCCUAACGACUUGGCGGUUUGAAGGUUACCUGCAGGUCACUGACAGUGUCAAUGGUAAAAUAUGGAGCAUACACUAAUGUGACCAACCCUCCUUUCCCUCUGGUGGUCGGAACACCAUUUUUCUACAGACUGACAGUGAACUCAUCAACAACCGUGCAUAUUUAUAUGAACAAAGUAUUCUUCUAUCAACAUAUUCUGAGGUAUCCUCUCUCCGCAUUCACUCACAUGAACGUUUUCGGGUCUAGCGUCAACGUGACGAAAAUAGAGGCAUGGUGCAGAGGUUGAUUACUCCCCUCGU
This is a messenger RNA of Pomacea canaliculata, 4064 nucleotides long. RefSeq lists its product as uncharacterized. Bases 3115 to 3843 code for a protein of 242 amino acids. Lineage: Eukaryota; Metazoa; Mollusca; Gastropoda; Architaenioglossa; Ampullariidae. The record is from RefSeq and is a predicted model, not a curated record. The transcript is spliced from 6 exons.